AAGAGAGAAAAAAAAAAAUUGCAGUCGAAAUUAGAUUGGGAGAAGGAAAAAGAAAUAAAAGGAAAGAAAACCGGAAACAGAGAUAAAGCGCGAAGAAUCGAAGCAGCGAAGAAUCGAAAACCCAAAGUGAGUUGGAGCCUGUAGAUUUCUCUGCAAUUGGUGAAGUUGGUGAAGGUCAGAGCUACAUAAAUCUCUAAACCUUAAUCCCACACUCUUAAGAGUUUUGUUUUCACUCUUGAAUUGCGCUUCUUUUCUCUAAAAUUCCAAUUUCACCUGCAAUUGGUGUUCUGUUCUUUAACUCAAUCUUCCAGCUCCACUGAUCUCUUUUUUCUCAAACUUCAAAUUUUCUAAAUUUGAAGUUUCCACCUUUUAAGUUCCGUCUCAAUAUUUACAAGCCGGGUGGGGGGGGGGGGGGGGGGUAGGAGGGCGGGUUCAAUCGUUCAAGUGCUAUACUUUUUACGGUUCGUGCAGUUACGAGCCAUCAACUUUGUUGAUUCGAACUUAGGGUUUUGAUUUAUUAUGUGUUUGAAUCAAUUUGGCUUGAUUUCGGGGUUUUGGGUAAGCUUAACCACUGAGUUUGAUCUCUAGGGUUUUGGCUUUUUUUCACGAAGAUGAGAUUUAGGUUUGCAUUGUAUGGUUUCUGGGCGGGUGAAUUUUGGGUCGUUUGGAAACAGAAAUGACCCUAUUCUUGUAGGCAAUUGAGGUUUUCAUCACUCUGUGCAUACUGUUUUGAGUCUGCUUGUUUUGAGAUAUACAGAGCUUGAGAAUUUAUCUGCAUUGAAAUGAUAUGCGGGUACGUGAAUUUGUAGUUGUUUGGAAGCCACUAUAACAGUAUUUUGGGGGUGGGUCUUGUGAUUCUGUUGGAUGGUGUAUAAAUCUGUUUGUUGAGAAAUGCAACCUCAACAGAGCUCCAGAAUUGAUUUGGUUGAAUUGAAAACUCAGAUAGUGAAGAAGGUUGGGGCUGAGAGGUUCAAGAAGUAUUUUCACUACUUGAAUAGGUUUUUAAGUCAGAAGCUGAGCAAGAGUGACUUUGAUAGGUCAUGUUUUCGCCUACUUGGAAGGGAGAAUCUUCCCCUGCACAAUCAGCUUAUCCGUUCCAUCUUGAAGAAUGCAUGUCAGGCCAAGAUUCCACCACCAGUUUAUGAAGCAGGUCCCACAAAAUCGGCAAUACAAAUAGGAAAAGGUUCUCCUGGAAGAGAAGAUGGGCAUGACCAAAGUGGAUCCCUUCUUCCAAAUCAAAAUGUUUCCAUUUGGUCGAAUGGGGUUUUGCAGCCAAUGUCCCCACGGAAGAUUAGGUCAGUGAUGCGUGAUCGUAAGCCCAGAGAUAGACCUAGCCCACUUGGGCCAACUGGGAAAGUUGAAUGUGGCUCACAUCAACCAACUGGUGCAGAUGAUGUUGGCAGUAAAAUUGUUUUGGAUAAUGGGGAAUUGACUCCAUUUGAUUAUCAAAGACCAGUAGGGCAUCUUCAAGCAGUUGCUGAGCAACCUGCGAAUGAAAGGGAAGGGUUGGUUCAAUGGUCCUCUGAAAAACCAACUGCACAUAGCAAAGAUCAGACUGCUUUUGUGGAAGAUGGGGAAGAGGUGGAGCAAGCAAACCACUCGAGUUUCUCUAGAAGUCCAUUACUUGCGCCUCUUGGAAUUCCAUUUUGUUCGGCUAGUGUGGGUGGGGCUCGCAAAGCUAUGCCAGCAGCAAGCUGUGGUGAUUUUAUCAACUGUAGUGACGGUGGUGUAUUGUCAAGUACAGAGAUGCUAAGGAAACGCAUGGAGCAUAUCGCAGCUGUGCAGGGUGUUGGAGGGGUUUCAACGGAAUGUGCAAAUAUGCUGAAUAAUAUGUUGGAUGUGUACCUGAAGAAGUUGAUCAAAUCUUCUGUUGAGUUGGUAGGAGCAAGGUCUCCACAUAAGUCAAGAAAGCAAACCAUCCAUAAGCAGCAGGUUCAAGGCAAAUUGAUCAAUGGACUGUGGCCGAGUAAUCACUUACAUUUGCAGAGCAAUAGUGGACCGGUGGAAGUUAUGCAUGAACAGAGGCCUCGGUGUUCAAUAUCUUUGCUUGAUUUCAAAGUUGCAAUGGAGUUAAAUCCACAGCAGCUUGGUGAAGAUUGGCCAUUGCUGCUGGAGAAAAUCUGUAUGCAAGCAUUUGAGGGCUGAAACAUCCCCAUGAAGAUUUUUUUGUGCUAAAGAUGUAAUUGGGUGUGGCUGUUCUGGUUCAAAGGCCUCAAUAACUGUUGUUGGAAGUGUUGAUGAUCGUGUUCUGUUCUGAUUGCCAUGAUGAACCAGUUGGCUCCCCCUUUAUAUGGAACUUGGCCCCUGCAUGAUGAAAUUGUGGGUUUGAGCAUCCAGAUUUCUGUUUUUCCUCCUGCAGACCCUGUAUGAAUCAGGAAAUUAUUUAACAGCAACGAAGCAAGGAUCUGAAGUUGUUCUGUGCAAUGUACAGCCAAUGAAGAGGAAAUCUAAGACAGUUUUGCGGGGAUGCUCUUAUGUAGCUUGGGGAAAGGUAAAAUCACUGGUGUAAGAGCUGUAGUGUUGCUCUUUAUGUAUUUUUAAAUCCAAGAAUUGAUUGGAAUUCCAAUAUUAAUAACACAUUAAUAUCCACUUACUUGUCGUUAUGCUCUUAA
This is a messenger RNA of Hevea brasiliensis (rubber tree), 2612 nucleotides long. RefSeq lists its product as uncharacterized. The record is from RefSeq and is a predicted model, not a curated record. Gene Ontology annotation, molecular function: transcription coactivator activity. Bases 892 to 2145 code for a protein of 417 amino acids. Gene Ontology annotation, cellular component: SAGA complex. Lineage: Eukaryota; Viridiplantae; Streptophyta; Magnoliopsida; Malpighiales; Euphorbiaceae. Gene Ontology annotation, biological process: regulation of transcription by RNA polymerase II. The transcript has 2 exons.